Messenger RNA from Phytophthora sojae, 1137 nucleotides. RefSeq lists its product as hypothetical. The transcript has 3 exons. Gene Ontology annotation, cellular component: lysosome. Gene Ontology annotation, molecular function: cysteine-type endopeptidase activity. NCBI's taxonomy places the organism in Eukaryota, Oomycota, Peronosporomycetes, Peronosporales, Peronosporaceae. The coding region runs from base 1 to 1137 and encodes 378 amino acids. The record is from RefSeq and is a predicted model, not a curated record.
AUGCACGCCAACAUCAACUACGAACGGUAUCUCGCCGAACGGGACGAAGCUGACGACGACCUUAAGUCUUGGAAGCAGCAGUUCUUCGCCACGUCCACCAAGAACAACUGGAUGCCCGACUUUUCGGAGGAACGCAGCUUGGACGACAUUGACGAAGACCUGCGCCAGCGCAUCUUCAUGAGCAAGCAGGACGUUCUCGAGGCACAGGCUUCCAACCCGAACGCCAACUUCUCCAUCAUGACGCCGUUCUCGGCACUCACCAAGGAGGAGUUCGCCUCCAAGGUCCUCAACUCGUACCGUUCUCUUCGACAGCAGCAAGAAGCUUACACGUUCACGAGCAUGCAGGACAUGAUCAAUGCACUCAUGAAGAGUCUGCAGCAGCAAAUGGGCGGCACGUGGACGAUCGGCACGCCGCAGACUCGUGCUCCUGUCGUUGAGCCUGUCGUAAAGAAGCCUUCGACUCCUGUCCGUACGGAGAAGGCUACGCUCAGUACGGCCAACUCGGUUGAUUGGUCGGCGUCUCCGUGCAUGUCUCCCGUCCAAAGCCAAGGCCAAUGCGGUUCCUGCUGGGCGUUCGCCUCUGUGGCUGCCGUCGAGUCCUUGCAGUGCAUCAAGGGCAGUCGAUCGGGGGUCAACAAGUACUCGGAGCAGCAACUGGUCGGCUGCGAUAGGCAGAACAUGGGCUGUGGGGGUGGUGCCCCCGUGUACGCGUUCGAGUACAUCCAGCAGAACGGCCUCUGUGCGGAGAGUGCGUACCCCUACGUUUCGAGCAACGGUAACUCACCGUCGUGUAGUGCGAGCUGCGCCAAGAGCAAGACCGGCAUCACCGGCUACGAGCACCUCAAAGAUGGCGACGAAGCCGGCCUCAUUGAAGCGCUCAAGUCGCAGCCCGUUGUUACGGCAGUCGCUUCCGGCAACGCAGCCUGGAAACAGUACACGGGCGGCAUCAUGUCGAGCUGCCAAACAACGGACCUGGACCAUGCCGUCCUUAUUGUCGGCUACGACGACACGAGUUUCAAGGUCCGGAACUCGUGGGGUGCUGACUGGGGCGAGGCCGGGUAUGUUCGGAUGGCUCGGAGCUCGUCCGGCACCGGCACCUGCGGCAUGCUCACGGAUAUGUCGCGCCCCAAGAUGUAA